Dunckerocampus dactyliophorus (ringed pipefish) is the source of this 675-nucleotide messenger RNA. RefSeq names its product peptidylprolyl isomerase (cyclophilin)-like 1 (gene ppil1). The transcript has 4 exons. Gene Ontology annotation, molecular function: peptidyl-prolyl cis-trans isomerase activity. The record is from RefSeq and is a predicted model, not a curated record. Gene Ontology annotation, cellular component: catalytic step 2 spliceosome. Gene Ontology annotation, biological process: protein folding; protein peptidyl-prolyl isomerization. Lineage: Eukaryota; Metazoa; Chordata; Actinopteri; Syngnathiformes; Syngnathidae. The coding region runs from base 116 to 616 and encodes 166 amino acids.
ACACGGAAGCGGCAACAUCGAAAGCAGUUUGAAUAAACGCACGGUGCUUCUUGUGUAUCUCCUUAUUACUGAAACUAUUAUCGUUUGAUAAAUUGUGUGGUGUGUUUUGCACACAAUGUCUGGAAUUCCUCCGGACACGUGGGAGCCUCCCACUGUUGCACUCGAGACAACGAUGGGGACAAUGGUAUUGGAGCUCUACUGGAGACAUGCACCCAAAACUUGCAAGAACUUUGCAGAGCUGGCUAGAAGAGGCUACUAUAAUAAUACGAAGUUCCAUAGGAUAAUACAGAACUUCAUGGUGCAGGGCGGUGACCCAACAGGCACAGGUAGGGGUGGUGCCUCCAUAUAUGGCAAGCAGUUUGAAGAUGAGCUGCACCCAGAGCUCAAAUUCACAGGUGCUGGCAUCAUAGCUAUGGCCAAUGCAGGACCAGAUUCCAAUGGCAGCCAGUUCUUCCUCACUCUCAGACCCACUCAGUGGUUGGACGGAAAGCACAGCAUCUUUGGAAGAGUGCAUCAGGGCAUGGGAGUGCUGAACCGGAUCGGGUUGGUGGAAACCAGUGGUCAAGAUCGGCCUGUGGAUGAUGUAAGGAUCGUCUCAGCUACUGUGGCCAACUAAAGAAAAUCUUUUUUUUUUUUAAACACACUUUUAAAAAAAAUAAAUACUUGUUAAAUAAU